This is a messenger RNA of Cololabis saira (Pacific saury), 4196 nucleotides long. Its product is annotated as adhesion G protein-coupled receptor E5. Bases 507 to 2855 code for a protein of 782 amino acids. The record is from RefSeq and is a predicted model, not a curated record. Gene Ontology annotation, molecular function: G protein-coupled receptor activity; calcium ion binding. Gene Ontology annotation, cellular component: membrane. Gene Ontology annotation, biological process: adenylate cyclase-activating G protein-coupled receptor signaling pathway; cell surface receptor signaling pathway. The transcript has 19 exons. NCBI's taxonomy places the organism in Eukaryota, Metazoa, Chordata, Actinopteri, Beloniformes, Belonidae.
CCCCACCCUGGUGCCAGCGAGCAUUAGUUCGUAGAAAAAGAGUGAACGCAAGCUCGUUGAAUAACCCUGUAUGUCAGAGGUGUGACUGAGAGAGAGAGAACGAGACAGAGAGAGAAAGAAAUGAGGAACAAGACAGAGAGAAUGCUUCUGUCGAAGUUCUGGCAAUCCCAGUAUUUCUCCUCAGCUGUGAGACCAAAUUAAGAUUCAAAGAAGAAGAGGGAGACUGCGUCAAAAGGAGAAGACAAAAAGGUCCCUGUUUAUGAUGAGAGAUUUAAUAUGUGGGCUCAGCAUGAACCGCAGCAGCUUUUUCCAUACCAGCUGACUUGCCUAAAGUAUUCAAUGAAGUAUAUUUUUUCUUUCUCCCAUUUUUAAGUCAGGGGUAGAAACUAAGAACAGGCAAGAAGGAGACGAAGAAAGGAUAUCUGUAGCAUUUGAAUGUGAGUCAUUCUCAAGUGGUUUUAAUUUCCACUAAAAGGGAUCGUGGACAUUUCUUUUGACUCAUCACUAUGCCAGACAAGUGGAGCUUCUGGAUUUUGGCUCUUUUCCACUCUUUUGUCACGGUCCUGUCGGCUAAACGCUGCGAUCAAGGAUAUGAGUUUGUUGGUCGGAAAUGCAAGGAUUUGGAUGAAUGUGAAUAUAACCCUCCAUAUGGCCCAUGUGGAGAUAAUACUCGAUGUUUGAACACAGACGGAAGCUUCUAUUGCCUGUGUGUUGAUGGUUAUCAAACAAGGACACGGAGAUCUAAUUUUACACUAGGAUCACAUGAAAACUGUGAAGAUAUCAAUGAAUGUUUUUAUAACGCACAAAUCUGUGGAAGCAAUGCCAAAUGUAACAACACAGUUCCACAUUAUGACUGCACUUGUGAUCCUGGAUUUGUCUCUCCUACAAAAGAAAAAAUAAUUCAUCGGGGUGAAAAUGUUUCAUGCAGCGAUAUUAAUGAAUGUCAAGAAAAUGUUUGUGGCCUUAAUGCAAAGUGUAUCAACACAAAAGGCAGUUAUUAUUGCAUCUGUGAAGCUGGUUUUGGAUUGAAAUCGAGAAAAUCAAACUUCACUGGAAAUCAGGAGCAAUGCGAAGACAUAUGUGGCCUUGAUCAAACAAUGUGCAGAAAUGGAACCUGCCACACUGAAGCAGGAAGGGGCCAUUACUGCAUAUGCCAUAGAGGGUUCAGUAACUAUGGCAACAUAAAGUCUCACUGCACUGAACUCAACUGUGAUGUUUUCAGAGACGUGAACAGUUUCAGUCAGAAUUUUCACAUUGUACAAGAUCAAGUGAUGGAGUUGAAUAAAAGCUGUCUGGACCUCGCAAGUAGUAACAAUUCAAAGAAGCUGAAUGGAGAGGACUUACUAAAGGUUCUGUUGUAUAUGAUUGAUAAGCUCUUGUCUGGUGGAUUCCUAAGUGACAACAGGAAAGUCUCCAGCUUUCUGGAUUUGGUGGAAUCCAUUUUGGCAAUGAUAGGACCUUUAAUCAAAACCCCAGGCACUAAAACAUCAUCUUCCCACACAGAGCUGGAGCUUCUGACAUUUGAAGGGUCAGUCCUACCCAGUGGAGGGAGGACACUUUCCUCUCAGCAUGCUCAACUGGACAUUGAGUUGGAGGUAGCUGCUGGAGACGCCUCCAGUUACCCCGGCUUUACAACAAUGUCCUUGCUCAGCUAUUCAAACCUGGACGAAUACACAGAUGGCUUCUUUAGUGGGAUAAAACCACAAGAGAACCAGAGGUACACAAUCAACUCUAAAGUGGUGACUGUCAUUGUCAGUAACAAGAACACAAGCCACCUCCAAGAACCAAUCAGAUUAACUUUGCAUCACCUUCAGCAGUUAAAUCAAACCUCCCGUGACUGUGUGUUCUGGGAUUCUUCAAAUGGAGAUGGGGCGUGGUCUACUCGUGGCUGCAGUGUGGUGGAGUCCACCCCGGACUACACUGUGUGCUCCUGUAACCACCUGAGCAGCUUUGCUGUGCUAAUGGCCCUCUACGAAAUCGAGGACAAGUUUGCGUUGCAGUUAAUCACCUGGGUGGGUCUUUCCCUUUCACUCGUUUGCCUGCUCAUCUGCAUCCUGACAUUCUCCACUAUUCGUUCCAUCCAAAGCCCAAGAACCACCAUACAUCUCCACCUCUGCAUCAGCCUCUUCAUUGCUAUUCUUAUCUUUCUUGCAGGCAUCUCUCAAACAGAGAACAAGAAAGGGUGUGCGGUGGUGGCGGGGAUGCUACAUUUCUUCUACCUUUCAGCAUUUUGCUGGAUGUGUCUGGAAGGCAUACAGCUCUUCAGGAUGGUGGUUCUUGUCUUUAACACCAACUUCAAAACCCUCUACAUGAUGGCAGGUGGAUAUGGAGUCCCAGCUGUAAUUGUUGCAAUAUCUGCAAUAGUUAACAGUAAGGGAUAUGGCACUGAGAGAUAUUGCUGGUUAAAGCUGGACUUCAUUUGGAGUUUCUUUGGCCCUGCCUGUGUCAUCAUCCUCGUAAACAUCUUCUUCUUUCUCAUCACUGUGUGGAAGUUGGCACAGAAGUUUUCAAGUUUAAACCCAGACCUGGACAACUUGCAGAAAAUAAGGGCAUUCAUCAUCACUGCAGUGGCUCAGCUAUGUCUGCUUGGAACCAUGUGGAUCUUCGGGUGUUUCCAGUUUGAAAAGGGCACUAUUGCCAUGUCUUACCUCUUCACCAUUUUUGGCAGUUUUCAAGGGGCUUUCUUAUUUAUUAUGCACUGUCUCGUUUCCAAACAGGUGAGGGAGGAGUAUGGGAACAUCUUGUCUCGACUGCUUGCACCUCGAAAGAAGAGAUAUUCAGAGUUCAAUUCCUCUAAUUCCAGUAAAGCACAUGCAUCAAAGAGUACCCAGGACACAGGAGAGUCGCACAUCUGAAGUGGUCAACUGUAUCAUGGGACAAAAGUCUGACUGGUCAAAGAUUUAUACUUCAGACAUGCUGUAAACAUCUGACUCCUCAUCUAAUUAUUGUGCCGCUUUGCUGUACAACAACAUGUUGUUCAUUUUUUCAAUAGUGAGAGGGUCUGCAUAUAUUACAAUGUUGGAAUAUCUACUAGAUUAGAUCAUUUUGGAAAACGAGGAAUUUUGUUCAAAGGAGAUUUCACAUUAAUAUAUGUUUUGUGCUUAAUUGUGUACAUUUGUGUAGUCACAGUACACAUGUUGAUCUCAUUAAAAACGGUCUAUUUUUAUAUAUAUAUGUAAAAUUUAUUCAGUGUGUGAAAUAAUGAAUUAUGCAAAGCAUUCUGGAAAAAUAUCUAUAUAAAACAAUGCAAUAUAUAUUUAUAAUGCAAGCACUUUCUUCUGUUAAGAGUUUUUAAUUGUUGUUGUAUCAAAAUGCCCCAAAGUAUGAUACAGAUUUGUAUUUUGAAUGUAUUUUUAUUCUAUUUAUUGUAUAUGUUGCCUAGGAUUUUAGCUGAGGUAGGUUUAUGGAGAAAGGUAACAGAAUUUGGAACGAGCUGAACUGUAUUGUUGAAAUGCCUUGAGAUGACAUUUGGCACUAUAAACAAAGAUUAAUUAAAAUUGAAUAGAUACAUUUUUAUGUCUAAACCUGCUACCGUAUAUGCUUUGUAACAUGUUUUUUCAUAUAUAUAUAUAUUGUUCAUUUGACAAGUUUAAAUAUUGUUAAAUACCAUUACAAAGCAGAUAUUUUGAUAACUUUAGUACUGGAUUAUUACUAGUGUUGUAAAAACAAUAUAUUUAGCACUUAUUGGGACUGUGUAAGUGUUCUUACUUUUAUUUUAUUCCUCUUUAUUUUCUCAUUUCAGGAGAUGGUGUAAAAAAAAAAGGCUUUAUUCCAAUGUCAUGGGCAACUGUAUACAUAGUGUUAACCUUUUUUUUGUUCGUUUUUUAUUAUUGAUAUUUUGCCGUGCACCUUAUAUUUGACAUCCAUGUGUAAUGUUUCAGAGUGAUUUUCUUACUGUGGUUUUCCUGCUUUGCUUGCUGGAAAAGAAGAUGGCAUUUAGACUUCCGAGGAAAGGGGGACUCUUUCAUAUUCCUUCCUGUUUAUGUGAGAUUAAAGACAUAAUGGAUUCAGGAACAGUUUGAAAUCUCCAAUGUGUUUCUUUCAUUUUAAAGGCAAAUAAACCUUCAAGAAGCCUUAGAGACAUGUUUUACUUUUUUUAAAACUGUGUUAACAAUGACCACAGAUUCCCCACAUUUUCAAACUUUGUAGAUUUAAUCAAUAAUUACGUUUCUUUUGCACAUGUAAACAGUCUGUUG